Durusdinium trenchii is the source of this 1476-nucleotide messenger RNA. Lineage: Eukaryota; Dinophyceae; Suessiales; Symbiodiniaceae. The record is from the annotation of a GenBank genome assembly.
AUGAAGUGGUCGGAGAAAAAGGAUCUGUAUGGCAAGCACCACUUGAUCGCGGUGGGCGGGCGCACAGAAGGUGGAGAGGAUGAGCCAAAAAUCAACGACCGAACCAAAGAUUUGCCCGAGCCUGUUUGCUACUUCUCGCCACCGCUUGAGCUGAUGGAGGAGCUCCUGCACACCUUCUAUGCCAAGCUGGUGCUGGACUUGAGCCCAGCUGAUGGAAAGUUGGCGUGGGCAUGCGUCAAGACUAGGACUGCGUACAUGGGCAUCUGCUACAUUGACACCCAUGUCAAGCUGAUGGAAGAACGGCUCCUGGACCUAAUGAAGGUGAGCAUGAAGGAGACUGCCUCGCCAUUGUUCAACAGUGCCUAUGCGCAAGCUGGGGAAUGUCUGGCCGAACUCGAGACAUUCAAUUGUGUGGUCACCAAUCCAAAAGACUACACUCUCCAAGAGGUUCGUGUGGUGGUGCGGGAGAACCGUGUUCGUGCAGGGCUAGUCAAAGACAAGAGCUCGGAGGAGGAGGAGGAUUUGAUCAAGACCGUGAACAAUGCCAAUCUCACCGACCUCAAAGCCAUGUGCAUCGCCCGUGGCAUGAAGGUCCCAGAGAAGGCACGUGUGGGAGAACUACGCCUGUGUCUGAAACAGUGGCUGGUUCAGAGCGGCACCGGACAGACGGUGUACAAGCUGGGAGGCCGAGUCAAUGGCAUGACCUUCCACGAGAUCGCCCUGUCCGACCCAGCAUACCUCCAGUGGGCCAAGAAGGAGACCACAGAAAAGGGGGCGAACUCUCACUGGCAGCUACGGCAGCUGGUCCAUUGGUCCGAGAGGAUGGAUCGGGACGAAAAUGCCACCACGAUCACUCAGGUGCAACGCCCCGACCUCGACGGGUUCGCUUCGCCGAUGAAGAAGAACCAGGGCAGCUACCAAAUCACCGCAGCUUCACCGCCAGAACCGGCGGCCAAGAGCCCAGAGGUGAAACAGGAGCCAAAUGCCACACAGGCGGCGAUCUCCGGCGAAGUCACCACCAUGAUCCAGACCAUGAAGGAGUUGACGUCCAUGGUGGGUGUGCUCCAGCAGAAUGUGGCCGAACUCCAGGAGAAGGACAAGCCCCGGAAGGCUCGCAGCACCACAAGCUCAGCGGGCUUCGAGAAGUUGGAGAAGAUGGGGGACGACCUGUAUAUAGAGACCACGUCUCACCUCCCGGAACGCAAGGACGACCACUUGCGACAACAGGGAGAUAGGAUCAUCCCGGAUGCAUGGACAGCUCUCACGAAACGGGACCACGAACUUUUCCUUGUGGAGCUGGCCUGCUCUGAACAUUCUGUACUGUCGCAGGAAGCUGAAAAACAGGGUCUCAAAGCGGAACGACUCUCGUGGUGGAACGGAUGUGAUCUCACUACGAGUGAAGGGGUCCAGAGCCAAUUUGAAAGUGUUCACUGGCCAUUGGAAGAGCAUCCAGGAAUGAUGAGGACGGGCGACUGA